CAGUGAGCACCUGCCUUCUAGUAGGUACCAGGCAGGGGAGCGGGAUCUAGACACUCACUGCACACUCCCAGGUGUUUAAGGAGGCUCUGAGCUUCACACCGAGUAAAUGCAGAAGAAGGAUGAGCAUCCAGCCUGGACGCACUCGCUCUUCUUUGGGACAGACUCCACCCCUUCCCUGCUCCCCUGCUGAGUUGGCUAGGACCACUGCAGGGAACAAAACACACUUCUGGGCAGUAAACACUCCCCAAAAGCAUAUUCGGCACAGGCAGCUAUUUCUGGGGACGUAUAGGCGAGUCUAACCUCGGAACAAGCUGCAAGGUGAAAAUUCUGUGGCCAUCUGGUCUGAACCGCCCAAAGCACUCACUCCACUCUCCUCAAGAGGGUAUUGCAAGAGACAUCGAAGGCCGAGAACACGGGCUUCAAACCUGUGCCCUUGAACACCUGCUCCCCCACCCAAGCUUCCAGGGCUGUGCGGGCCGCUGAGCCAUCUGAAUUUCCUCACGUGCUCUGGAUGAUGAAGGGGGUGGACUAGGAUACCCGAGCCAGAAGUCACAUCAUGGACUGAACGCAUCAGAAUCACUGGGUGGGGAGAGUUAGUGGUUUUUUAAAGGUCAGCAUGGGAGGACGGAAGUUGGCGAGAGAUGAAGAAAGUACCUAUGGUUCCGAAGACGCCACGCAGGGCCUGCAGGAGCCCAGGCUGCGGCUCAUCCUGGUGGGGAGGACAGGAGCCGGGAAGAGCGCCACCGGGAACAGCAUCCUGGGCCAGAGGCGCUUCCUCUCCAGGCUCGGAGCCACCUCGGUGACCAGAACCUGCGAGGUGGGGAGCUGCAGGUGGGGCCGGUGGCACGUGGAAGUCAUGGACACCCCGGACCUUUUCAGCUCCCAGGUCCCCAACACAGACCCGGGCUUCGAGGAGCGCAGCCGCUGCUACCUGCUGUCGGCGCCGGGGCCGCACGUGCUGCUGCUGGUGACCCAGCUGGGCCGCUUCACGGCGCAGGACCUGCAGGCGGUGAGCGCGCUCAAGGAGCUGUUCGACGACGCGGUGCUGGCGCGCACCGUCGUGCUCUUCACGCGCAAGGAGGACCUGGCGGGGGCCUCGCUGCAGGACUUCGUGCGCGACACCGACAACCGCGCGCUGCGGGCGCUCGUGGCCGAGUGCGGGGGCCGCGUGUGCGCCUUCAACAACCGCGCGGAGGGCUGGGCGCUGGAGGCCCAGGUGCGGGAGCUGCGGGAGCUGGUGGAGCCCCUGGUGCGGUACCACCAGGGCGCCCCCUACUGCAACGACGUGUACCGCCUGGCGCAGGAGCUGGCUGCGGCGAGCCCGGAGGAGCGGCAGCGCCGGGUGGCCGAGAGCCUGGCGUGCCGCGCGCGGGCCCGGGCGCGGCGUGGGCUGCUUUCCCGGCUGCGCGCGUGGGUGGCGGCGAGGAGGUGGCGCGUGUCCGCGCUGCUGGGCGCAAUGGUCCUGCUCUACCUGGUGCUCUCCAGGCUCUGGCCCGAGGGCAUUGAUGAGUUAGGUCCUGAGUGACAGCCAAGGGGACUUUGACCCAUCGACGUAUAAGCGCAUUCAUCCCUGGUGUGUGAGCUUCCUUGGCCCGCGGGCUCUCCUUGCCUCUCUCACCUGGACAUAACCUAACAAGGACAGAGUGCUGAGAGAUCCCACCUCUCCCCAACACGUUGCCCUGUGACCUGGCCCUCCCUGAGUUCUCCCCUUACUGAAGCCAAACAACUGUUGUUGCUUCUGCCCGUUUCCCCCUGACCUCAGGCCGCCCUUCCCUGUCAUUGAAUUGUCUUGUCUCCUAAGAGCAGAUGAGCAUUUGUCCUCUCACCCCUGGUUUCCCCACGGGACCAAGGGAGAAAGCCAACACAGAGCCUCGGUCCAUACCCUUUUGUUUGAAUUAAAUGAAUAAAUGCAUGGGGCAAUCACACUGUUAAAGGAAAUCACUAUUUGUAGAUGUUUGUUCAUCUGCCUUAUAUGCCCAUUGAACAGAGCCUGUCAUUCCUAACUCCAUCUGCAAAAACCACACACCCAAAUACAGACAGACACACACAUACACACCUGGGGGGUGGAGUGUGUUCAUCAGAAGAGAGCACUCUGAAGAACAGUCCACCUGUCCCAGCAGGAGACAUCUCCCCCUGCGUCCCCAUUCAGACCCCUCCAGCAGCUUGAAUACUGACGUUUCUACAAGUCCAAGGAAACUAUAAGUAGAGACGCAGGUCCCCAGGGGCCACUGAGACCCUGCAGAAAGUUUGCUUCAAAAGAGGAGCUUCCUCACUGGCUGACACAUUCACAGGGUGAGGAUAUGCUUUUCAAGUCAGAGAUAAAUCACAAAAAUUAAGAGGUUUGGAAAUUGUUACUUCAGUCUCAAAAUAAACGAGUCUUUGUGGCUGAGCACUGGUGAUCCAGUGGGGGGCAAGUUCCUAUGCAGGGGUCCCAUGUCUGCCCCUCUGUCCCGUGUAGAUCUGGGACUCAGCUCUCUGAGUCAGAUGAAAUGAGCCAGGUUAGCCGGCGUUGUCAGUCCUAUCUGUCCACCCACACUUGCUCGGUCCCCAGCACUGCACCCUCACACACAAACUCAAGCUCAUCUCUGAUACUGCUGUGCAAUCCCAGAUCUCUUCCCUACAGUAUCCUCUGUCGCAGCCUUCACAGUCAGAGAUUCCCGGGUUACUGAUGACCUCAGGUCACUAAAGAGACACAUAAAAAAGGAAAAAUAUCUGCACCAGCUGAGCACAUAUUGGAACAAGAGGCCCACAACCAUGGGCCAUCGCGUGCAAAUCAUUGCAAAUACAGGAACACCCGUGCCAAAUGCUGAGGCUUGAAACUUCCUCCAGAAUCCUCUUCAGAUAAGACUGUGUGAAUUGUGGGAAUGAAACCGCAAGUCAGAGGGGGAUGGGGAGAAAUCUGAAUCAUGAAACAGUUUCUC
This is a messenger RNA of Rhinolophus ferrumequinum (greater horseshoe bat), 2921 nucleotides long. RefSeq names its product GTPase IMAP family member 1-like. NCBI's taxonomy places the organism in Eukaryota, Metazoa, Chordata, Mammalia, Chiroptera, Rhinolophidae. Gene Ontology annotation, molecular function: GTP binding. Gene Ontology annotation, cellular component: endoplasmic reticulum. The record is from RefSeq and is a predicted model, not a curated record. The coding region runs from base 617 to 1525 and encodes 302 amino acids. The transcript is spliced from 3 exons.